Messenger RNA from Rotaria sp. Silwood1, 1271 nucleotides. NCBI's taxonomy places the organism in Eukaryota, Metazoa, Rotifera, Eurotatoria, Philodinida, Philodinidae. The record is from the annotation of a GenBank genome assembly.
AUAUAAGAAUUCUGUUUUAUUUCUCAUAGCUGCCGUAUAGAAAAGUUGAUUUUCUCGUCAGGUCAGGUUAUCUAUGAAUUGUACGUAUAAAAUAAGGCCCCAAACGGACUAGACGAAUUAAAAAUAAAAUAAAUGCUAUUGAGGCUUCUACGUGGAGUAGAAACCUCAAUGACGUUUCUUAAUCCAUUUUUUAAUCGUCUAGUCUGGUCUUGUUGGUCGUCCAAAAAGAAAAUAUGUAGCAGCACCAGCGCUGUCAGCAGGUAUAUAAGUAAUUGUAAGAGUGAAUGUAAUUCAUACAAGAGCUAUUAUGUUAAACUAGCUAAAAGGAUUAUAAUUUGUGUAAUUGAAUAUGAGUGAUUUAAUGGCAAGGAAGGUUUUGACAAUUCCCGCAACGUCAACAGCUGUGGAAAGAAUUUUCUCCCAAAGUGGCUUUAUAUUUCGACAACAUCGGGCCAAGAUGUCAAGAAAGACAUUACAAAUGUUAACAAUGUUAAAAUAUAAUCAGGGAUUAGUGUAAAUUUUUUGUUCAAUAAAUUGAUACAUGAUUAAAUUGUGAGACUUCAAAAUUCAAGUCAAUGACUUAUGACUUGAUACUUGACUUGACUUGAUUAGAGCAAGACUUGAAUGACUGCACUUGAACUUGUGUACUUCACAUUGAUGACUUAUGACUGUACCUAACCUGACUUGAGACUUGUGUCAAACGACUUGACUUGACUUAAGUCAAAAAAAUCGCUGACUUGCCCAUCUCUGAUCAAGAUCAAUUUAUUGCAAGAAAUACUGCAGCUGGACAAAUUUUUAUUCAUGGUGAUUUACAUGCAGAAAAUUUUGGAACAUAUAUGGAUAAUCAUGGUAUUCUGAAUUUUGAUGUUAACGACUUUGACGAAGGUUAUGUCGGUACAUUUACAUGGGAUGUUAAAUGUUUAUUAGCCUCGCUUAAUUUAGUUUGCCAUAGGAAAUGUUUUUCAGAUGAAGAAAUCAAACGUAUACUUAUUGUUUGUGUUGAAGAAUAUUUAAAACAAAUUUAUGAAUUUUGUAAACAUACAAAAAAUGAAUUUGCAUUAACAUUAAGAAAUACUUCAGGGAAAAUAAAAGAAUUAUUAAAUAAAGCUCCUAUUAAAACUAAUACUGAAUGCUUGCAAUCGUGGACAACUGUUCAAGAUUUUGAACGAAAACUGACUCGUUCGAAAAAGGUGCAAGAUGUUGAUGAUCUUUUACGCGCUGACUUAAUGCAUGCUUCUAAAAAAAUAUUACGAUACAAUACCAGAUAUUAA